This is a messenger RNA of Hemibagrus wyckioides, 1437 nucleotides long. RefSeq names its product apoptosis facilitator Bcl-2-like protein 14. Gene Ontology annotation, biological process: regulation of apoptotic process. The record is from RefSeq and is a predicted model, not a curated record. Bases 185 to 973 code for a protein of 262 amino acids. The transcript has 6 exons. Lineage: Eukaryota; Metazoa; Chordata; Actinopteri; Siluriformes; Bagridae.
UUUCGAGACCAUGUACAACGUCAUGUUAUUUACUCUCUUCGACAGACGUCACGUGCUUCAGCGAGGAGACAUUACGUUAUAAAUUGCCGCAGUUUAUCUGAGCGGAGAGUUAGGAGCGGAGUUCCUGAAGAAGUUUCUGAAGGUUUCCAGAAACACAUUCACUUUGGAGUCCCACUGCAGCGACAUGGCGAACGGAAUGCAGGAACAAACUCUAGACAAGGCUGAACUGCUUGCACAGAUGUUUCCCAAAGACAGUCUAGAGUACAAACUCCUUUUGAGGUACACACAGAAGAAAAGCACAAAAAGUCAUACCCCACAGAGCAACGGUGUGGGAGAGGCCAAGGUUGCAUCCCCUGAACAACCUCAGAACCGGCGUAAACCACAGAAAAAUAAGAAGCGUUCAUUUUUGAAGAUCAUAAGCUGCAUUCGACCAGAGAAGGAAGAUGACGAUCAUGCGACUAAACCCUGCAGAAAAUCGGCAGCUGCAGGUUCACCUGUUUCAGAGCAGGAAGAAGUGGACCAAAUUGUCAACAAGUUGACUGAGCUCACAGAUGAUGUUCAUUUCAUAUCUUCGGAUAUAGAAACUGAUAGUAACGAUCUUGUGGAGCAACUAGUGGAACUGCUUAGGGAACAAGGAGAUAAACUAAACGAGAAAAUUGAAAUGGACCACGAGCUUAGGAAACAGCUGCAGGACUCUCUGUCAUACGGUUUCUUUAAAAAACUGACUAGUAGCUUUUUGAUGAGACUCAGUCCAGAGGAGCUUCCUACUACAGAGAGCAUAAAGCAGGCUGAGAUCGCGGUCACUUUUGAGCUGACCAGCCGCCUAAACGCCAUGGACUGCCAUCCCAUGAACCGAGUGCUGGGCUUCGGUGCUAAAUACCUGCAGGACUAUUUCACCCCCUGGGUCAACCAGCAGGGCGGCUAUGAAAAGGUUUUCAGCACAGCCGGUGAUACUGAGGAGGAGGUUCAUUAAACCUAUCGUUUUUUGAGUUUUUCUUUUUUUCCCCUUGGACUGUCAUGUUAAUUAUUACUCAGGGACCAAGUCACUUGAAUAAAAAAUGUAUUUUAAUAAAAAUGUUUACAUAUUUGUGUAAAAAUUCCAAAGCUACUGUGAAUAAUAAUUCAAUAUUAUGGAUUUGUUUUAGUUUCAUUUCUGUUGAAUUUUUUUUUGGGAACUUUUUCUAAUACACAAAGAUACCAGAUAAGAAUAAUGUUAUGGAUCAAGAGAGUUUUUGUGUUAUUGCCAUGCUCAUAUUUAUAUGGUUAGUAUUAAUGAUAAUGUAUGUUUCUUGUGUUUGUACGUUAGAUUUUUUGUUAGCAGUUUUUCGGGGGUUUGGGGGAAGUAGUAUAGUAAUAAUAAGCUAAAAUGUUUUAUUUAAAUAAAACUGCAAAAUCUGUAGCUUCAUUUAUCUUUUAAUAAAAACAUUAAAAAAAUUA